This is a messenger RNA of Eriocheir sinensis (Chinese mitten crab), 15694 nucleotides long. RefSeq names its product adenomatous polyposis coli protein-like. Gene Ontology annotation, biological process: Wnt signaling pathway; negative regulation of microtubule depolymerization; positive regulation of protein catabolic process. NCBI's taxonomy places the organism in Eukaryota, Metazoa, Arthropoda, Malacostraca, Decapoda, Varunidae. Gene Ontology annotation, cellular component: catenin complex; cytoplasmic microtubule; beta-catenin destruction complex. The record is from RefSeq and is a predicted model, not a curated record. The transcript is spliced from 23 exons. Bases 222 to 12167 code for a protein of 3981 amino acids. Gene Ontology annotation, molecular function: microtubule binding; beta-catenin binding; gamma-catenin binding.
AUGACUCAGGCGAGGCAGUAGUGGCGGUGAAGCCCACGGGGCUGAGCGUGGCGGCGGCGGCGGCAGUGCGGGGCGAUGGUGUGUUUGUCAGACAGUGUUACAAAGUGUUGUUGUACGUAAGUGUUGAUGCCGCCUGCACGGCGCUGAGCCCCGCCCUGUGCCGUCUGGACAAGUGCAGUGAACAGUGAACGGUAAACAGUGAACAUUUGACGGCCACAGACAUGUUGACGGUGCAGGCGAUGAUCCACGGCCAGGAUGCCACAGCCGCCCUCAGGAAGCCGGACAAGGCUGGUGGCGUGGGCGCCGUCCCCGGCUUGAGGGGCAGCAAAAUAAAGAGGAAAAGCGCCAAGAAAAAGAAAGAUGCUGCAGCCGGCGGGGACGACACAAUCGGCGACAUAUUCGUUGACGUUCCUCAGGGCUUGGCGCCCCGUGGGUUGCCGGAGCCCGGUGUGGUGGUGGCCCGCGAGUGGCUGCUGCUGAAGAACACUGAGGUUCAGGAGGAGGCAAGGUCACCGCCCAGCAAGUUAACGAAGGAACGAGGCAGCUCUGGCAGCGGCCGCCCCUAUCAGGACCCCGCCUCCCCGCCCAGUCUGGUCCCCAUCAGGAGAAAAGACUCGCGUCCCGCCAAGACUAACCGAACCAAAGAUGCUAAUGGGAACAGAAUACUGAAGGGGCUGCGCGGCGGCUGUCCCAGCUUUCAAGAUAACCCUCACUCGGAGUCCCCCGAGGACGUGGCAACCAAAUCUCAGAGGAGCCCAGGGAUGGAGGAGCAGGAGGAGGCGCCGCGUUCCAGCGACGUGACCCUCAUCAGAGUGCAGCCCCCACCAGACACCACCAACGAGGCGCCUUCCACGGACAGCCCUUCACGUCUCCCAAGGAAGGGAAGCCUCCACUUUACGCCGGAGGUGACGUUCGAAGAGGACAAAGAGAAGCGAAGCGCCGCUAGCGUGUCCCCGGGCAUCAAACGUCACAGCUCCAGCAGAAGCACCGGAUCUGAGGGCAGCACACUUCGGCGGCGGCGGCGAGGCACCGCCCGCAGCAGCGCCUCCACACAAACCCCCACUGGUUCCCACUCUGAGCUGCCUGACUGCACCAUUCCCCCGGAGAGACGCUUGUCUUUCCGGACCCACGAGGCGCCUCCCGCCCCUCCCGAGGAGCCGCCUCCACGCAGGGACCUGACCGGCAGCAUUCCUGGCGCCUCCCUUCUGCUCAAGUUGGUGAUGCCCAAAGAGAAGCGCUCCAGCAAACACUCCGGGGGCUCCCCCUCUCGCGAGGGGGCGCCCCCUGCUUCCGUCCCGCCCCCUGGCCGGACCCCUGCCUCCCCCUCGCUGCCCUGGUUCUGGCCGCCGCUGCGUCACAUCGAAGCCAUGACCUCCCUGCACUCCGUCUUCCCUGUGGGGAAGGGACCGCCCCCCCAGCCCAAUCCAGGGACUCAGAGUGUAGCUGCUGGGGGCGGGGAGGCCGGGGCGCCUGGGGGUCUGGCCUUACUCCCGACCAGUGUAGUGCCUUUUCCCCCGAGGGCUGCGCCGCCGGUGCCCCGCCAGGUGCAUGGUGACCAGCUCAGCAUCUCCAGCCUGAACAGCAGCCUCGCGGGACACACCUACGAGCAGGUGAACUUCGUCAUUGAGCCGCCCAUCUGUGAAUACAGAGAGAAUGAGUAUGAUCUCAGUAAGUCGGUUUCCGAAGACAUUCAUUCCUAUCAUAUUGAUAAGGAGGAUGUCAGGCCUCAAGAGUCUUACUUCGUGUCUCGCCGGAGCAGCGACAGCCGCGUGGCAGAAGUGGCGGAGCGGACGCGGCCCCGGCGAACCUCGCGCCGGAAACGGAAAAAAUCCCGUUGUGCUGCGACCAUCACCGACGAGUCUCUGAUCGGCGAGUUUCAACCCGAGGGACUGAUGGGCCCGGAGGAUCGGAUAGUUGAGGGUGGUCUGCGACCCUGCCAGAGUGAUGAAGAUGAAGCAGUGGUCCUUUCAGCCCCAGCCACACCCCCGCGCUCCCCGGCCCUCAGCCUGAUGCAUCGAGACCUGCGCUGGUCCUCCACAACCUGCAGCAGCAGCAGUAGCGCUCUCGGCGGGCGGCACAUCGCCACGUUGGAGAAGCCCAUCACGCUGGUGUCUGAGGCCACCCUGGAGCUGGGCCGCUCCCCCUCCGUGUCUCCCCCGCUGCCAGAGUACCCGCCGAGAGGUGUUACGCCCCCAGCCCCUCACAUCCCGGCCCCCAGGGACGCGGCCUUCAUCCACAGGCUACUAACGUUGGUAAAGGAGGACGAGGCGCAGACAGACAGUCCUAACGGCCCGGGACCCCCAGACGUGCGACACAACAUACGGCGGCGCGGCGUGUAUGUUUCCGUGGACACUGAGUCCGACACGGGCGUAACGUCAGAGCCCGAGCCUAGCAGGGGACCCCGAGUGACCCCCAGCCCUGACCCCCGCAGUGAAGGAGAUAUCCACUGGCCCCGCCGGGCUUCCUUAGCAGGCCCUGUAGGGGACAGGCGGCCUUGCCCAGUCCAUGGCACUUCCAGUCCUCGUAAGUCAAGUCUUGCCGCGGCAUCCCAGCGGCGGCGCCUUCGUCGCGCCUCGCUGCCAGCUCCUGUCCCGGCGGAGCCUCGGCCGACCUUCUUCCAGCGGUUGCGUCGGUCUCUCCGGCGAAGCAGAAACGUGGAGCCUCUGAUCGCAGAAUUGCCGAGUCCUGCUGACCUGCUGGGCGUUGAAGACGUGGUCUCCGUGGCAGGUUCAGAAGACCACCUCCUGCCCCCGGAGGUACCCUGCUCGUGUCCUGAUCCCGUCCAAGACUUCCGACGGUUCCGGCCUCGCCUCGGCUCACUGGUAACAGUGGGCAGCAGCGACGAGGACGACAGGCGGCCGCUUCACCCAAGCCCGCAGGAUGCCUGCGAGCGGUGGCGCGUGGAGGGCGAGGUGUGCCGCCUGCAGGAGGCCCUGGGGCAGCGCCUGGGCUCCGCGGCCAUGAUCAUGCGUCGCCGGGACCACCGUCUGCACACCAUCAACACAAUCGAGAAGACAAUCCAGAAGCUGCAGCAGGACACGCUCCGCAACCACCACAACAACCAGGUCAACGGCAACGACCACGACGACCAGCAGCCCUGCGUCUCCCCGCAGCCCCACCGACCCUCGGACAUCAUGGACGCCGUCAACGCCAACCAGAUGCAGGAUGAGGACGCCACGGCAGAUGACAUCAGUGAGAUCCCUGAGAUGGACUCGCUGCAGUCCGAUGCCGUGUCUCACACCUCCAGCGAGAGGACCGCCACACAGGGCAAGAGCAACAGGCCCACCCUUUCUAGUCAGAAUUCCAAUGAACUUGACUCUCCCACGGACACAUUACUGCAGCAGGACAUACCGCCUGGGAAGCUGCCGCCAGCCAUUGAGGCGGUGCUGCGCGGUGCCUGGCCCUUCGAGAAGGCACUGUGGCACUCCAGUCCUGCCUCCAUGGGAAUGCCGUAUAAAAACAAUAACCAGCAGGAGGUACCGGGCAUCAUGGCCACCUCCAGCGUGACCAACCGCAGGGCCCAGAGCACCCAGCAGCUCCUCACCAACAAGGUGGAGAUGGUGUACGGCCUCCUCUCCAUGUUCUCCUCGGGCGACCGCGAUGACAUGAGCCGCACGCUGCUGGCCAUGUCCUCGUCCCCUGACUCGUGUGUGGCCAUGAGGCAGAGUGGCUGUCUGCCGCUACUCAUACAGCUUCUUCAUGGCGGUGAUGGAGAUGUUGCCCCUACGAGGGAGACAAGACUCAGGGCAGCACAGGCCUUGCACAACAUUGUCCACUCCCACCCCGACGACAAGCGGGGGCGGAGGGAAGCAAGAGUACUGAGGCUGCUGGAGCAGAUCCGUGACUACUCUGACUACCUGUAUGAGCGCCUUGAGCGGACCAGUGCUGGGCGAGGUCCACUGCUGGAGGAUGACAUGGACCGGCACCCUUGCCCCGCCAUGGCCGCCCUCAUGAAGCUCUCCUUCGAUGAGGACCACCGCCACGCCAUGUGCACUCUCGGCGGCCUCCAUGCCAUCGCUGAGCUGAUCCGCCGCGACCACGAAGGCCACGGCUCCACCACCUCGGACCAGUACUGCAUCACACUCAGGAGGUAUGCUGGCAUGGCCCUCACCAACCUGACCUUUGGGGACGGCACCAACAAGGCUCUGCUGUGCUCCUUCCGUUCCUUCAUGCGUGCGUUGGUCUCGCAGCUCCACUCCCCUAGCGAAGACCUCAGACAGGUGACUGCUAGUGUGUUGAGGAACCUGUCCUGGAGGGCGGACGGAGGGAGCAAGGCCAGUCUGAGGGACGUGGGUGCCGUGGCCAUCCUGAUGCAGGCGGCACUGUCAGCACGUAAGGAGUCCACCCUGAAGGUCAUCCUCUCGGCUGUGUGGAACCUCUCUGCUCACUGUAGUAUUAAUAAGGCUGAAAUCUGUGCUGUGGAUGGAGCCUUGGCCUUCAUCUGCAGCACACUCACCUACAAAUCACAGUCAAAAACCCUCGCAAUCGUGGAGAAUGGAGGCGGAAUACUCAGGAACAUUUCUAGUCAUAUUGCUGUGAGAGAGGAUCUUCGGCAAGUGUUACGAGAACACAACACACUCAACACACUCCUGGGUCAGUUGCGCUCCCCUAGCCUGACAGUCGUGAGUAAUGCCUGUGGAACGUUGUGGAACCUGUCUGCAAGGUGUUCUGAGGACCAGCGAAUGCUCUGGGAACUUGGUGCUGUACCUAUGUUGCGUUCACUCAUCAACUCCAAACACAAAAUGAUAUCUAUGGGAUCAAGUGCCGCUUUGAAGAACCUGCUGCAGGCACGGCCGGAAGGGAUGUCCCUGACAGACCCCAGGCAUGGCAUGGGUCUGCCUUCCCUCCAGGCCAGGAAACAAAAAGCCCUUGAGCAGGAACUGGAUCCUUCCCUCUCUGAGACUUGUGAUAACAUUGAGACAUCCCCACGUUCCUCCCCAACCCACCCCCAGGGCACUGAUCCUCACUUCUAUGGCCAGCCUGGGGAUGCUGCUCAGUACUACCCCGGGCCAAGGCCGAUGUUCCACUCACUUGGGGCGCAGUACAAUGUUCUGAGGUCAGAGAGCAGAGACUCAAUAUCAUCAACUCAUUCUGAUAAUUCUCACGACCGAAUGAGACAGAUACUAAUGCGCCACCAACAGGCAGGGCGUGAAGGCAUCGGGGAGAAUGGCAGGCCCCUAGACUUGUCCCUUCGUUCUAUGGCUCCUCCGUCACACUGUGUGCCUGAUAUUGCUCACAUGAGUCAAGAAGAGCUGCAGAGACACCUUGAGUCCAAAGAGUUCAACAACAGUGCUGAUGAAAUAUUUGCCUCUCGAGUCAGAAACAUGAAAGAGGUUUUUGGCAACCAAUCAAACGAGUCUUUACAGUUUAACAAUGGCCUUGGAGGAAGUGCCUCUGGUACCGCACGUAAUGGCUCCUUCAGCGGUGCCUCUCCCCAGCCUCCCUUCAGUCCCAGGAGGAGGCCGUCCAACACAAGUAGUGAGGAGGAGAGGGCUGGAGCCAGCCGGAACUUUGUCAAUGGGAAGCAGCAACAACAACAACAACAGCCUCACAAUGAAGUCCACUACAACUACUACAGCAAAUAUGUCAACUACAGCCGUAACUUGGCUGAGGUUGACAUAGAGAAUGAUUCCCAAGAUGAACCUCUUAAUUACAGCCUCAAGUGUGGUACUGGAACUACAAUCAAAACCCCCACCAAUGAGUCCAUGGCAAGCAUGACUCAGAGCACAGAACGACCAGUGCCACAGAUAGACAACUUUGUGGUUGACAGAAGAGGCGAUGCAAGAAAGACAGAGCCACUCGCAGAAGCCAAGAGGGAACCUGAGAACUUCGGCAGCUACACAGAGACCGACAUUGACCAGCCCACCAACUUCAGCUUAAGGUACUCUGAGGAGCGAGACAGUGAUGAGGCAGCCUUGUACCGUCGCCCCCCCAAGCCUCCCCCUGAACCAGCCUCACCGUUCUUUGAGCCGUCAAUCCAUGAUGACUCUUUGAAGACCUACUGCACCGAGGGCACCCCCUAUGAGACACCCUACAACUUCUCCACGGCAAACUCCAUGACAGACCUGAGGGAGCCGGCCAUCAAGGAAAUAGAGCGAGAGGGAUCAUCGGGCCCAAGCAGUGCAGAGAAAAAGAAAGAGAAGAAAGGGAAGUCAGAGGAGCUGCAGAGUGUUGAGGACAGCGAUGAUGGUCGGGACACCCUGGAGCCCCUGCCGCCCCAGCCCGGCCCGCCUGGCAAGAGUGGCCUCAGCUCCGGCAUGAUGACGCCCGACAAGCCAGUCACCUACUGUGUGGAGGGCACGCCCGUCUCACUCUCCAGGUUCUCGUCCGUCUCUUCUCUAACCAGCGGGGAGAUCAAUGCUAACAAUGCCAGGGACGGCCUCCUUGGGGACAUGGCUGAGGAGCGUGGACACAAGCCCCAGGCGGCCAGCGCUGAGGAGAAGAAGAGUGACCAGGAUGAGGGUGGCGCUGAGGAGAUAGAGGAUGCCAACAGGGAUGGCAGCCACACCCCGUCCUCCCAGCAGAUGGAGAGGCCUGAGGGCAAGAGUGUCCACUAUGAGGAGACGCCACUCAUGUUCUCCCGGGCCACCUCAGUCUCCUCCCUCAGCAGCUUCGAGGUCCAGUCCAUCCACGACGACCGGAGCUCCGUGGUGUCGGACUUCAGCCGAUUUACCAGUGGUGCCAUUUCCCCAAGUGACCUUCCAGACUCACCAAACCACACUGUUCCUCCCAGCCCCAAGCGCUCCAGGCCACCCUCACAGCCAUUCAAGGCUCCCCCGGCACAGAGCCCGAGGUCAAGCACUGGAGUGUUCAGUGAGGCGCCGCGAGCCUUCGUUGAGGAGGGCACCCCUGUGGAGUUCUCCCGAGCCACCUCUCUCUCAUCACUCACUAUUGAUGAUGACUUGCCCGUUGUAGAUGACGGUGUGCCCAGGGAUCGACUUCGAGGGGAUGGCAAGGACAGCAGUGAGACCACGGGCAGUGAGGCAUCCCAUGUGGGUACCCGCAGCCCUUCAGGAGGCAGACUCAGGGCCUCCACCAGCAUUCCCAGGCUCCACGGACAGGAGCGGGGCGGCCUCAGCCCUGUGGCGUGCGAGGCCGACGAGGACGGCGCGAGGAAGGGCGCCAAGGAGCGGGGCGAAGAGCGAUCUCGCGACAACUCCGGCACGCGCUCCAGCACCCACACGGACUCCGAGAGCGAGGACCUGCUGGCGGAGUGCAUCAGCUCCGGCAUGCCCGAUAAUACGCGGCGCAACAAGCAGCAGUUCACGGGUCGAGGCGCCUCGCGUAUUGCCCAGCCCAGCGCUCGCCCUCGAGGCUCAGGCAUCCCGGUGGUGAAAGCCUCCAACCUGCCCACCCAGAUACCCAGCGGCCCCGCCCACAGCCAUGCCCAGCAGGGUGUUGGUGGCGGGGUCUGGGGGGCAGACACCCUUCGAACCUACUGCACUGAGGACACACCCGCCAGCAUCUCCCAUGCUGCCUCCAUUUCGGACCUCUCAACACUGUCCAUACCGGGUGAGGAGCCUCGGAAGGAGCGCCACGCCUCGGGCCAGCGUCCCAGCCUCAAUGACUCAGGUGACAACUCCUCCGACAAUGACAACCUCCUGGAGCAGUGCAUCCAGUCGGCCAUGCCCAAGGCUCGGCCCGGUGCUAAGGUGAAGGAGGUAAAGCUUGGUGUGAAGCGACAUGGAGCAGGUCACCUGUGUUCUCAUUCUCAUGGGGCGCCUCCCCCGGCUGGGCCCCCCCUCGCCUCCCCUCGGCACUCCCCGCAUCACCGCCCCGUCCCUGUGGCAAGAGUCACCCCUGCUGUGAAGGUGGGCGGCACCAGGAUAUCGCCAAGGCCUGCUCAUGAAGAUGCUGCAGGGGACCAGGUCCGCAUGUGGGCCACGGAGGGCACGCCGGCCACCUUCUCCCGGGCUGACUCCCUCUCCUCGCUCAGCUGUGACGACGAGGGGAACAGGGCCAGCAGGGACCCCAGCCCAAGGUCCCACAGCUCCCCGCGCUCCCAGGCCCCCCAGUCUUCACAGACCCAGGCCCAACCACCAAGGGCCAGAACACCACAGUCCCCACGUGGCCGCAGGUCUCGGGCACCCCAGAGCAGGGGACAGGAGAUAGAUGGGGAGAAGGAGGUGCCUCGACAGUUCGCAGUGGAAGGAACACCUGGCGUUAUAUCUCGACACUCAUCUUUAAGUUCUAUUGAGGGCGAGGAGGAGAGUGCUAUCCUACAGGCGCCCAGUGGACAGCAGGCAGGCAGCGUCCGUAACUACGGCGUAGAGGACACUCCUGUGUGCUUCUCACGAAACUCUUCGCUGAGUUCCUUGUCCGUGGAGUCAUUUGGGGAGGAGACAACCCCCACUGAGCAGGCUCUCCUGCAGCAGUGCAUCAGCCAGGGGAUGCCCAAGAGCAAGUCUGACUUGGAGAGCCACAGUCGGAGAAGGCGGCGUGGUGGCUCUCGCAUCCCUGCCCCAUCGUCACGGUCACCGGCGCGCCUUGUUCCUGGUGUGCCCAUGCAGCGUCUUACUCUCUGCAGGGAUGAACAACCCUCCCAGCCAAAAAACGCGGGAGCGACGGCGGCAACUGCAAACACCGUGGAUGCAGAUGCCGCCAUGCCAACAGCAGAUGUAGAGAGCUCGAAGCUGCACACGGACUCCGAGCAGAGCGAGAAGAAUGAACGUGCUCAGCGGCACAUCAAGGAGGAAGACUUUGAAGAUCGGGAUGAGGAGGAGGAGGAGGAGGAGGAGGAAAGUACUGCUGACUUUACUGAGGCAGACUCAGAAGUAACAGCAACCACAGCAGAGAUCUGUCAGCAGAGGAGUGAUCGUACAAGUGAAGAGAGCGCUGCAACCGUGCUGGACCAGAAUGCAGUGGAGAAGGAGGUAGCAGAGCUGGAGCCCCGGGCUAGUGAUGAGUCAGCGGAAGGGAUUGGAUCUUCCUCUGAAGAAAAACCCUCUUGGGUUGAGCCAAGGAACUCAACUGACAAGUCAUCUCCAUCAGAUGGUCGAGGCUCUGACACCUCCGUCACGGCUUCCAUGUCAGAGUCUGGUUUUCUAGCCAUGGAAGCCAUGAAGGUGGCCAGGGCUGUGGCUGGUGAGGCCAAGCUCCUCAGUAGUGAUGAGACAUCCCACAUGUCACAGAGUAUUACGAGCGCUGCCUCUGACGCGUGCAUCGAUAACAUUAAGCCACCCUCGGCCAUGGGGAGCCUGGCAUCCAUGUCCAACAGCCUGACCAACAGCACUGAGGAGCCACGCGGUGCCGGUGCCCGUGCCAACCACCGUCGUCUGGAAUGCCGCCACACCCGCCGUAUGCCGGAGAUGGUGCGCCGUGCCCUCGGGGAGCAGGACUACGGCUCCACUGAGAACAUGGCCAGCAUGGUAAGUUCAUGCCAUUCUAAUGUGGACAACAUUCCUCCUCCCUCAAUGAUGGAUGAUGACAUGGAGAACUCUAUGAUCAGCGUGGCAUCCAUAACAUCAGAGGUAGCUGAGCAGCGUGACUCCCCGCCCUCCCCACCAGCAGACCACACAGCCAUGGUGGCAGCCCCAGCUAGGCAGCUGGCAGCAAUCUUCCAGCAGGAGGCUCUCAAUGCCGCCUCAACACUCACUCUGACAGGUGGGGACGAGGCCUCGACGUAUCAGGAGAUCACAGAUAUAACAGAACACGAGGAGACAGUUGGUCCUGCCAGCGACACGGAACUUGCCGCUGAUGACCUGCCGGCAGAUGUUCCUGAUUUGCCCCAGGAUGGCUUCUCCUCCCCACAGUGCGGCUCUGCUCAUGCAUCACCCAACAGACAGGGAACACCACGCUCGCGAAGACAACUGGCCAAAGACAGGUUCCGUACCUUUACACGCGGAGAUGGAGAAGUAUCGUCUGAUGCCACACCCUCCCAAGACACAGAUCCAACAUUAGUGGAGGCCCUUCCAUCCUCCCCAGUGGCUGCCAAAACAGCAAAACAGAGGCGCCAAGAAGAUGCUGAGCGUUUCAGGACAAGAACGAUAUCGUCAUCAGAUGGCACUGUGGAGGGUGUACCGUCAGACUCUCUCUCAUCAAGUGGCAAAGGGCAGGACAAGAUAAGUCCUAAGAAAUCACCUAAGAACCGUCGUCUGCUGGACCCAAGUCGCUUCCAGACUCACACAAUUAGUCCAGCACAAAUCUCUCCUGAAGGAACACCAGAAGCAUCCCCAGUAAAGGUUGAAGCUGACGCGGCUGCACCCUCAUCACCGCCAACGAAGUUGCAGGUUAAACAGUCACUUAAGCAGCGUCGGCAGGAGGAUAGAGAACGUUAUCAGACCCGAACCAUCGAGGUCCCUCUGGCUAACAUAACGCCUGAGGCUAUUGACUUGCCAGCUGAAGAUGAUGUUCCAAAAGAUGGGACAGAUGACAGUCCGCUUAUGGACUUCCAAGACAGCAACGAAAUGCUGGACUUGACAGCAGAGCAGCUGGAAGCACUGCAGCAGGACGCCAACAUUGUAAUUUGCACCCUUAAUGAGACCCGAGAGGCCAUGACCAGCGAGUCGUCAGAUCUCCUCAGUGAAGAGAACAUCCUCGACAUUGAAACCCUUAGCUUGAUAUCAAAUGAAGAUGAGUCAGAGAUGCGAAAUUUUCUUCAGGACUUUGAUGACGACCCUCCAGAUAAAGGAGAUGACGACCAGGAGGAGGAGGCGGACACAGAAACACAUGUGAUCCGGCGGCCCCGCAUUGUGAAGCCCGGCCAGGCCGUAGCAGCACGACCUUCAGAGGAAGACGACGGGGGUGGUAAGGCCAUCAGAGGGCGCAGGAAGCCACUGUACUCGAGUGCCAAGAAGUACAUCACUCCACCGCGCCCUGCCUCAAGUGCCGCCAUCAGCACCGUGAAAAAUGGUGGCGCCAUGAAGCCCCCUGGGAUGCGGCCCAGCUCUGCCUCACCUGUCAAGCCUUCCUCGCCCAAGCUGCCCCGCGCCACCAGAGCCUCGGCACUACGGCAUACCUCUAUCAUCCAAAAGGGAGCCAGCAGCGGUGAGGAGAGCCCCACAGGGCGGAACACAGGUUCUUCGACAGGCAGCAGUGCUGGUUCCAGCCCCAGAUUAGGACCCGGUUCUCGCGGCUUCACAACCCGGCCUGCGAGAUCAAAGUCUUUGGCAAGACCUGGCCCGGAGCCUCCAAAACCUCUGCAGCGACAAAACACCUUCACUAAGGAUGAUAGCGACACCCCACCAAGCCCAGAGCACAAUGCAGACUUAAAAAAAACUGCGACGCCUAAUCGAGCUCCAGUGAAGACAAGGUUGCGGCGGGACAUCGUCCAGCCCACCCCGGGGCUGCCAGGUCCAGGUGUUCGCACUGUGAUACCAAAGAGUGGCAGCCAAGAUCUCAGUCCAACCAAGGGUCGACCUCCUACGCACAAGUCAGCCAGCCUCACGCGGGAUGCACUACCGCCCACCUCCUCCGAUGUGGCAGAGUGGCAGCACGACGUACCCAAGAAGACAGUAAAGAAAGAAGUGACCAGCAGAAUUGCUAGCCUAUGGAAAAAAGUGGAGCGUGCACAGACCAAACCAAAGGAAAAAGAAGCAGACAAGCGAGUGUGGAUCACAAGGCCCAAGUCUGCUGCAAAGGAGACGCCACCGCAACCUCUCGUACGGAGCUCCACCUACGAAAAACUCUCAAUCAAUGGCGGCACCACUGGGGGCAGCACUGGCGAGGCAGGUAAGAGCCGUACUCGACUAGGGCUGAAGCUGGCGAAACUGCGAGGCAGAGACACGCGGUCCUCGCCGCCUUCAGAGGCCACGACGCCGGUAGACCCGCGUCCCCACUGCCUUGUGAGUCCAACGCGGGCACGCGUAGGCGAGGUAACGCCACGCUCCUCUGAGGCUGUGCAGCUCCGCCCGCGUCCCGCCACACACCCGCCCGGCGCGCAUGUUGGGCAGCUGGAGGAGGACAGUGAGGCGCGGGCCAAGCGGCUGUCUCGCCUGGGGUCGUUCAUCGUGGUGGAGGAGGAUGGGCGGGUCAAGUCCCCUCCACAAUCGGCCAUUGUUCCGCCUUUUAACUACCAGCCGCCCGUGCCCGCGCCCAAGGUACGUGCUGGCGUUGUCACCCGCAUACCUCAGCCUUCCAAGUCAUACCUCUCCAACACGCCGUGUGGCAGGGAUGACAACGGGAACGCGGCCGACCCCAGCGUGGUGACGGGUGCCUGGAGACCCUGACCCCACCCCCCGCGCCGUGCCCAGGACACCCAGGAUCCCGAGGACCACUGGGGCGCGGGGGCAGCUCCUCACAGGCUAAGCUAGCGCCUCUAGGAUCCACUCUUUCGUUCUCACACUUACCCUGGAAAAGUACUGUUUCUUCUACCCAGGGAACGCAGAGGCUUGGAAAAUGAAAGCACGGGCUGACUGGGGUCUGUUCAAGGACCGCCAGUGCUGCCGUGCCGCUAUGGAGGAGUUCAAAAUGGGCCUAGGUAGGCUGUAGGCUGUACCCACCACACCACAGGUAGGAAAAUUCAAUCAGGCUCUGGAACUACUCUAUUAACUGUAUAUAACUUGCCCACAUAUACACCAUUUUAAUUACUAUUAUACAGUGCUUAGGGAUAGAUGAUAAUAUCCUUCCUUGUUACUUUAGUGCAUUUCCCAGCAUUUAGUGUUUUGUUCCCGCGUUGUCCAGUGUCAUGUUUCGUCAUGGACCCUUGAGCAUGGGCGAGUUCCUGAGCCUGACGCUGCCUAGGCCACCAAUCGGGGUCUGCCGCCCCCGGCCGCACCCCACCACCGCUGAACAAGACAGGCGUCCAGGAACGUAACGAACAGAAGCGAACCAGACCGACUCCGCUCAGUGUUAUGUUCGGACAGCUUUGUUAUGACUUAAGAAAACAUGCAUUUACGUGUUCGAUUGUUUUGCGUUUUAUUUAUUUGUUUGUAGAGCUUUUGUGUAUAUAAUUCUAUUGCUUUUCACACUUUUCUGUUUGUAUUUUUUAUUUUCAAUAAAUGAUAUUUGAUUUUUCAGUAAACAUUUCAUCUCCUAAACGUCAGAAAAAACGUCCUGUGCAAAAGCGUAUGAAGUCUGGUAUGUGGUUAUUCAUAAAAGAUAAUGUACUAAAUAGAGGCUAGAUAAGCUUCAGUAUGUAUGCUUUAAUCAUUAGAAAGUGAUAAUUUAGCUGGUUUGGUAUUAUUGUAGUUAAGUGUUCCCCGCGAGGGUUGGCACACCUGACCCGUGCAGCAGUCAUGGCGGCACGUGGCGGAGCUGAGGCGGGCCAGGCGUGGCCGACCCUUGCCGCGUGCCAUACCGCCAAGUAAGUUAAACCUUUAGGUGUUCAUUGUCUGAUUUAUCAUUUGUCACCCUCUCGAGUAAUACGUAACGUGUUGUCUGUAAGUGUCGUGGUGAUGUGGAGGUGGCCGACGAUGGCGAGGCUCGUGAUCUCAUUAUGUGUACGUGGUGACUGUGUGCGCGGUGACUGUGUAUGUGGUGACUGUGUGUGCGUGGUGACUGUGCAUGGUGACUGUGUGUGGUGACUGUACGUGGUGACUUUGUGUGUGGUGACUGUGUGUGGUGACUGUACGUGGUGGCUGUGAGUGUGUGUGUGUGGUGACUGUGUGUAUGUUGUAACUGUGUGUGUGUAUGUGGUGACUGUGUGUAUGUUGUAACUGUGUGUGUGAUGACGUGUGUGUGUGUGUGUGUGUGUGUGUGUGUGUGUGUGUGUCGUGACUGUGUGUGUGUGUGUGUGUGUGUCGUGACUGUGUGUGUGUGUGUGUGUGUGUGUGAUGACGUGUGUGUGUGGUAGCUGUGUAAGCGGCUGACUUUCCGUGGUGAGUGUGUGUCCGUGACAGUUGAGUGUGUCCGUGGGGACUCGGUGCCUGUGCGGCUGACUCUCCGUGGUCACCGGUCCGUGGCGGCCGUGCACCAGAGGGACGUGUUCACGGGAGUGAUUUGUGUUUUUCGCGAGUAAAUAAGGAGCAAAGGAUAAAACCAUUAUUCGAUAAUUCGUUGACAUUGAAUUAGAUUUUCCCACAUGUAAAACACGAAUUCUCAGACUAUAGUAAGGCUCAAAACUUUUUAAGAACUCUUGCAUCUCAGGGUAAGGAAGACUAUUAAUAUUAGUACAUACUGAACGAGUUAAUGAUACCCAGCCCUUUCUUUAAUGUAAGGGUAUAUUGUGGUUCCUUGUUAGUGUUUUCAGUUUGCUCAAAGCAAAGUAAGGCUGGGCAUUAGGGCAACAAUUAGAGGAGUGCUAAUAUCUUUAUAAUGCACCGUAUCACAGUUUAUCCCGUGAUAAUGGCACAUCAUAGUGGUAAGAUGUGUUAUUUAUUUUUUGCAUAUUUCACUUGCAAAAUGCUUUGACAUUACUUUCCUCAAGUGACUAAUACUGUAUAGUAAUGAAAAUUUACACUCGGUGCCUAAUUUAACAUUAUCAGAAAUGAAAACAAGAAUAAGAUACAUGGCAGGAUUACUUUGCUCGUGGCUUAGUCGUGCAAUAUUAUAGAGGCAGAACAACCCCGCCCAUUGUAAGGAUGCUACAAAACUAUUUACUUGAGAUUGACUGUAAAAUAGAUUACCAUAAGAUAUUUUGUGUAUCUAUAAAACUGCAUUUACAUUAAUGAUAAUGAAGAAUAACCCUUACCAGACUUCAUACAACUCUUGUACAGGAUAAGUAUUAUUGUGUGUAUUCAGGAAGCUUGAGUAAAUUGUGUACUUGUAAGAGCUAGGUAGACACAAGCUGAGCAAACAAAGGGUGUCUGCAAGAUCUGAUUACAUUAGGACACUAAUGUGAUGUACAGGUUCAGGCAGAACUUAACUCUCCCCAGGAUAAUAGAAACAAUUUUAAAGGAUAAUUCAAGUGACGAUGGGCCAAAAACAAAACAAAUUACAAGUUUACUGUUGUAUGAAUAUCAACAAUCGUAUGAAAAAUUGUAUAAUUUUGAGAGCACUUCAUUUGCCAUACAGUAAAAUAUUUAUAUUCAGUACAGUGAAGUUAUGUCUUCUGGUCUGUUUAAAGACAGGUAUGAUGAUUCUGAAAUUGAAUAUGAAGAGCAAAUCACUGCAGGUGUUCGCUUUAGCUAUUCUCAGAUAUUGGUCCAUAGGAAAAUAAUAGCCAGCAUGUUAUUAUUUUGCCUCAAUGUUUGUGUUUCCUCCACAACUAACAAGAGCCUCUCAGGUGGUCAGGGGAGGCCACACCACACGGCCACAUUGCCAGGGCCGUCUAGAGCAAUGCUCCAGACCAGGCUGCUGGGCGGUGGACCGUUGGGGGAGUGUUUGUGGCUUAACACUAGUGGUGCACUGAAGACAUGUCACUGUAGUUGCUACCUUAGACUCACUUACUCACAGUUUUCAGUCAAUGAUAGUGCGUGAUAAUUAAUGUUUGACAGUUACGAGGUGGUUCCAUAGGUUUCGCAUAGGCACGUUUCUGUUUUAACCUGUUCCUUUGCUGUAUAGUGCUUUUAUACAUAUUUUCUUGAUUUUUGUAAAGACUUCCGGGUUUCCAUUGCAUGAUACUCUACACUGAUAUUUAAAAUGGACCAAUUUGUAUUUAUUUGUGUAUAUCCUUGUACAUUAGUCAAAAUACAUUGUAUCAUAGUGUAAAGAUUGACAGCAUGAAGUGGUGGUGGUGGUGGAGUGAACUUGGACUUGGCUGUGGUUGCUGAGUACAGCAUUCUUUCUUCUUCUUAUCCCUUAUUGCAAUAUCGAACUCUUCCUUAUUACAAUAUGAUUAAAUAUAGUAUUAUGACAAAUUAAAUACUUAUAUGUA